Molecule: messenger RNA, 1197 nt
Organism: Microsporum canis CBS 113480
Lineage: Eukaryota; Fungi; Ascomycota; Eurotiomycetes; Onygenales; Arthrodermataceae
Product: scn1
Exons: 1
Coding region: 1-1197 (398 amino acids)
Molecular function (GO): hydrolase activity, acting on ester bonds
Source: RefSeq, a predicted model, not a curated record
AUGCAGUCCGAAGAAUCCAGCAUGUUUCCCUGGGACAUUGGUGUCUUCGAUGCUCACUGCCAUCCAACCGACACGAUGUCGUCCAUUGACGAUAUCAAGGAGAUGAAAGCCGCCGUCCUGACGGUGAUGGCAACCCGCCAGCAGGACCAAGAUCUGGUCUCGCAGGUAGCAUUACAGUAUAGAGAUGCCAGAAACAGCAGUGAGGAGCACAAGGGGCCUUGUAACGACCGCAUCAUCCCUUGCUUCGGGUGGCAUCCGUGGUUCGCUCACCAGGUAUUCGAUGAUACGAAGCAUGGCCAGCCCAGGGACAGCGAAUACAGAGCUUCGAUAAAGACCGAACAUUACAGGAAUGUGUUAUCCCCGCCGAUCGAUGAUGACGAACUGCUGAACGAACUGCCCGUUCCGUUCUCCCUGUUGGAGCUGAUAUCAAAUGCCAGAGAGAGACUGCAGAGACACCCCCGCGCCCUGGUCGGUGAAGUCGGCCUGGACAAGACAUUUCGAUUACCAAAGGCAUGGAGCUCAGCAGGCGGCGAUGGAAACGGCGACACGUCUUCUACUACGCCGGGGACAAGAGGCGGAAGAGCACUCUCUCCAUACCGUGUGAAGAUGGACCACCAGCGAGCCAUCCUCAAGGCUCAGCUACGGCUAGCGGGCGAGCUACAACGACCAGCGUCACUCCAUAGCGUUCAAGCACACGGAGCUACCAUCGAGGUACUCCAGGAACUCUGGGCCGGACACGAAAAGAAAGCCAUCUCCAAUCGGCAGCGGAAGAGGAACUCUAGUGUCCCCAGAGCUCAUGAAGGUGAAGAUCUACCCGCAUCAAACGAAGGGAGUGAACACGGUGAAACAGAGAACAGACUGCCUAAACCGUUCCCGCCACGGGUAUGCAUGCACUCUUACUCGGGGCCGGUAGAACCGUUGGCCCAGUUCUUCCAUCCCAAGGUGCCUCUUGAUGUAUACUUUUCCUUUUCGGCAGUGAUCAAUUUCCCCGAUGGACCUAGUGAAAAGUCUUCCAGUGUCAUCGGUGCUUUGCCGGAGGACAGGAUACUGGUCGAAAGCGAUCUACAUUGCGCCGGCCAGCGGAUGGAUGAUCUCCUGCAGCAGGUCGUCAGACAGGUCUGUGAUAUUCGAGGCUGGACACUGGAGAAGGGAACUCGGAUACUGGCUGAAAACUGGAAAAGAUUUGUAUUCGGCUGA